Molecule: messenger RNA, 1225 nt
Organism: Alternaria alternata
Lineage: Eukaryota; Fungi; Ascomycota; Dothideomycetes; Pleosporales; Pleosporaceae
Exons: 2
Coding region: 264-1121 (285 amino acids)
Source: RefSeq, a predicted model, not a curated record
GAAUGAGGCGACAAGACGAUCCCAAUUAGAUAACGACUGUGAACUGCAUCUCCCGAUCGUGUGAAAAAGUCGGCUUGAUCACAAGAAAACGUAAACAACUUCCCGUGCUCUUGCUUUGUUCGAAGCGCUACUUCGGCUACGUCAUUCGUCACGGGGGCCGGGCUCCUUGUAAUCAGACUUCCUAAAACAUUAAACUACUUCUCCUGAACUAUAAACCCCUCCACGAACCGCACCAAGAUCCAAUUCAGACCACACACUUCGCAAUGGCAACCAAUGCGCCUACCUUGAUCAACCUGCCACCUCCGCCGUCCGGCGAAGACACGCCUGGUGAUGCUCCAGGCACCCCAAACUCGGUCACGACGACCAUGUCUGAGCUCUCCACUGUUGCCAUCAAAGACGGACAUCGUGGCCACUUUCCCCACCACCGGAAUCCUGCUGAAGCUGAACGUGCCGACCGCAUCUCGCGCCUAGCGGGUCUGGAGCGCGUUGCAGUCUCGGGUCGCAAUCCUCAAGGACUCAACCCAGGGAGCGCAGCCAACCCUCCUCCAGGUUACUUUGAUGCAAACAACCAGCCGCAACUCUUCCGUGAGCGCAGCACUGUUGGUAGUGCCAGCGCGACUGGCUCCGUUGGCGGUCGCACAACGUGGGCAAGCGGCAGCGAUGUCUACGAGCCCGAUCGCAUGAGUGAGGACCAGGACAUGGACACAUCAAGCAUGGGGGGCUUCAGUGACGAAGCUGCUUCCCUUGUUGGUUUUGGUGAGGGUGCGCGAACACCAGCUCGACAGCAUAGCCAACUCGGUAGCCCUGCUGUCGGAAAGGCAAGCGCUCUGCCAGGUUACUUGCGAGAACAAACCCCGACUAGUCCCAUGUCAGGCGUCAGUGUACCUGUCAGCUCAGGAUCGACACAGACCAUGUCCAGCAUCGAGCAGCAGAAGAAAGAGGCACGCAUGAUGAAUGGCAUGACGUACGAUGACAACGUCGUCGACACGACUAGCCAUGCGCCUCCUGCCAGUGGCCGCGACGGAGACUCAACUUCAGGAGACGCCAUUCGCGAGCACAUGGCACAGCGUCAAGCUGACCAGGAUGCUGGUAUGAACUAUGAGCAGCAGAAGGACGCUUAGGGAAAUGCUUUUUGUUUCACUCGAGUCAUGCUUUGAGGCGGGCGUUGGGCAAAACUGUUAAGUUCGUGCAUGUCUGUCUGUCUACUGUUGACAAUUGGUCACGA